GUCUGUUUAUAAAAUAUUUCUCAUCACCCCUCCCUACCACCCAGUGCAAAAACAUCGGGAAUGACAAACAAGAGCUUCCCAGUGGGUUUCAUCCUUCUUGGAUUCUCUGGAUGGCCCCAGGUAGAGUUGGUUCUCUUCUGGGUUGUGAUCAUCCUGUAUCCUGUGACCGUUCUCAGCAACUCAACCAUCAUCUUGCUCUCACGCAUGGACCCUCGUCUCUACACCCCCAUGUACUUCUUUCUUAGCAAUCUUUCCUUCUUGGAUCUCUGCUUGGCCACAGCCUGUGUUCCCCAGAUGCUGUCAAACCUAUGGGGGCCAGACAAGAGCAUCACCUAUGCAGGCUGUGUCAUGCAGCUCUGUGUGUUCCUCUGUGUUGGUGCCACAGAAGGCAUCCUUCUGGUGGUCAUGGCCUUUGACCGCUACAUUGCUGUGUGUCAGCCUCUGCGUUACACCACCAUCAUGCACUGUCCACUCUGUUGGAAGCUGCUUUUCAUGGCCUGGCUGUCUGGCCUGACAGAGUCUUUAGUCCAAUCUCCUAUCACCUUCCAGCUGCCCUUCUGCACUCACCACCACCUGGAUGACUUUCUGUGUCAGGUUCCUGCUCUCAUACGCCUGGCCUGUGGUGACACUUCCAUCAACGAGUGGCAGAUGACUAUCUCUGUUGUCAUCUUCACCAUGGUGCCUGUGGGGUUGAUCCUGACUACUUAUGGCCGUAUAGCUCAAGCAGUGGGGAAAAUGAAGUCAGAGGCGGGGAGGCAGAAAGUCAUUGCUACCUGCUCUUCCCACCUCCUUGUGGUCUUCAUGUUUUAUGGGACAGUGGCAAUGGUGUACACAGACCCUAAGACCAACUUCUCUUCCAAAUAUGGCAAGUUCUUCACCUUCUUCUACACUGUGGUCACACCCAUGCUGAACCCUCUCAUCUAUACCCUGAGGAACAAAGAGGUGAAGGAUGCUCUUCAAAGGAUGCUGAGAAAGGGGAUCUGCAUAAGUAGAUCGUGA
Messenger RNA from Oryctolagus cuniculus (rabbit), 999 nucleotides. The record is from RefSeq and is a predicted model, not a curated record. NCBI's taxonomy places the organism in Eukaryota, Metazoa, Chordata, Mammalia, Lagomorpha, Leporidae.